UCGUAAGAAAUUCGUUAACCGAAUUUUUGUUCGUUAACCGAAUUGAAGAUCCAUAUGGAAGGCAGUUCGUUAACCGAAAUUUCGUUAACUGAGGUGUUCGUUAAACGAGGGGUCACUGUAGAGAAAAAUACUGAAGGCUACACCAUUAAUUUCAAUUAAUAAAUCAGAUUACAUUUAGCUUCAUCUACUAUGAAACAGUAACACUACAUGUUUUCUUACUGUUACAAUGAAUCCUGGUGACUGUUAAAUGAUUUUCAUUAUACAGGUUGAACCUCCCUAAUCCGGUGCUCUAUUGUCCGGCACCUCCCGUCGUCCGGCAAAAUUUUAGUUUGCCGGACGGCCGCAAGUACCCACCGGCACUAGUAUCCAUGGUUUGGCAUACCCUUUGUUUACAUCUGGUCCUCGUGGAGUUUGGUGCGUUCCUUGGUAUUUCAAGUGUUUCUGUAAUAUUUCACUUGUUAUUUACCCUUAAUUGUGUAUGAUUUAAUGGUCAGGGAAAUAGAGGAAGAAGGUUUACUGGAGUGGUUGGAUGUUGACCAAGAUGCACCGACUGUGAAUCAACUGACAGAUGCAGAAAUUGUGCAGAUGGUACAAAAGGACAAAGUACAGGUACAGACAGUAAUGACAGUGAAGACGAUGAGAAGAAAGUUCAAGAAAGAAUGUCUAUUGACAAAUGCAUUCAGUUGACCACAUAUUUAAUAGAAGGCCUGGAGCAGAGAAACAUACUGUAUUUACCGAUCAAGAAAUCAAGCAUCUCUACCUAAUGAAAGACCGUCUCAUUAAAGAAAAGCCCAAAUACAUGAAACAAAAAACUUUGGAUAAUUGGUUCAAAAAAGCAACAGAGACCAGUAAGCAACUCUCUUCAACUGAACAUCCUAUUACAUCUGCUUCUGCUACCCCAGAUGUCAUCUUGCACGAGGACCCAGACAAUGACUUAGAGUACCCAGAAGUCACCCCAGCUGAGAACCCAGAAGUCACCCCAGCCAAGACCCCAGAAGUCACCUCAGCUGAGACCCCAGAAGUCACCCCAGCCAAGACCCCAGAAGUCACCCCAGCCAAGACCCCAGAUGUCACCCCAGCUGAGACCCCAGAUGUCACCCCAGCCAAGAACCCAGAUGUAACUCGAAUGUAGUGUGGAUUGGAUGUGUGUACGUACUUGUACUGUACAUAAAUUUGGGUGCAGAAUCAGCAAUCACUUUAUGUGAACAUCACCAAUUUAUGUACAAGUACUUUUGUCAUUUUAAGAGCAGAAUGAGAA
Homarus americanus (American lobster) is the source of this 1258-nucleotide messenger RNA. Its product is annotated as endoglucanase-like. Bases 674 to 1132 code for a protein of 152 amino acids. Lineage: Eukaryota; Metazoa; Arthropoda; Malacostraca; Decapoda; Nephropidae. The transcript is spliced from 2 exons. The record is from RefSeq and is a predicted model, not a curated record.